Myotis lucifugus (little brown bat) is the source of this 989-nucleotide messenger RNA. Its product is annotated as transcription elongation factor A protein-like 3. Lineage: Eukaryota; Metazoa; Chordata; Mammalia; Chiroptera; Vespertilionidae. The record is from RefSeq and is a predicted model, not a curated record.
AUUUUCUUGUUCAUAUUACUUUCAUCAUAAAAAUAAUGAAAGAUAAAAAAUAGGAAAAAAAUACCAAGCAAUCAGAAGAACAGUUCAGUGCUUAUGGAAAACCUGGGGACACUUAAAAUUCUUGUUCUCAGCAUGCGAAAUGUACAGGAAAGGGAGGGAACAUCUCAAUAUGGAAAAACUCUAUAAUGAAAAUGAAGAAAAGCUGGAAAUCAAGGGAAAGCCAGAAGAUGAAGUAGAUACAGAUGAAGGAAAGUCAGACGGGAAAGAAAACCCAGAAGUGGAGGGGAAGCCAGAGCACGAGGAAAAGCUCCAAGACCAAGGACAGCUAGAUGACGCGGGGAAACAAGAAAAGCAGAGCAAGUCCCAAGGUGAGGGGAAAGCAUGCAGUGAGGGCAAGGCAGAACCCCAGGCCAAGCCAGAGAGCCAGCUGCGAGCUGCCGAAAAACGCCCGGUUGAAGAGUAUGUGCCCCGGAAAGCUAAGCAAAAAACGGACAGGUGGACGGAUGAUUCCCUCAAGGACUAUCAGGAGGACUUACAGAAAAGGCAUUUGGGCAUUGAGGAGAGGAUGAGAGAAUGUGGAGAUGUGUCAAGGGCUCAGGAAGAGCUAAGGAAAAGACAGAAAACGGGUGGUUUUCAUUGGAUGCAAAGAGAUAUACAGGAUCCAUUCUCCCAAGGGGCCAAUGGGGUGUCAGGGGAAUGAGGGGUGGAGGUAGGAGCCAAAGGGGUGUACAUAAUAUCCCAUAUCUUUAAAGCCCUUGGACUUCAAUUCUGAUUUCUCUGAUGAGAAUAUUCCAACCCUGCUUUCCCUUGGGCAGGGAGGGGGGAGGGUAUUUUCCAGGCAAUGUGCUUUAACCUUAAGCUGAUACUUUGCUGUAGGUGUCUGCCAUUCUUGUUACCAGCCACCUUUUGGUCCAACUAUACAGUGCUCUCUGUUUCAGUACUGGAUUUUCAUUCAUGUGCAUGGAAGAGAAGGUCAUGGUACUUUGUAA